AUGAGCACGCCAAAGGAGAUUGUUCAAAAUUACAUUCAUGGCGACUACAUCGACGCCAUUAAAAAGGCCUACACUUGGAGAAAUGCCAAAAACUCCGCUCCGCAUUUGCUUCCUCAUCUCAAACCAGGCUUGAAGAUUCUUGAUGUGGGAUGUGGUCCCGGCUCAAUCACUGCUGAUUUUGUCAGAGCUGUGGGCCCCACAGGAAAGGUCGUUUGUGUGGAAAUUAAUGAAUCCAUUUUAAAUGAGGCCAAGAGUAAUUUGAUUAAAUGGGGUGUUUAUGAAGGAAAUUCAAUUGAGUUUGUGGUCGAUAAUAUUUUGUUUUUGGAUAAAUUUGACGAUAAUGAAUUCGACAUCGUGCAUGUUCAUCAAGUGAUUCAGCACUUAAAGGAUCCGGUUAAAGGUCUUGAGGCCAUGAAAAGAGUUUGCAAGAAAAAUGGCAUUGUCUCAAUUAGAGAAUCAAUUUAUGAAGCAUUUUAUUGUAUGCCUGAAAACUAUCAAGCUAUAAAACUAUGGAAGGAACUUUACCUUAAAAUAAAUAUCAAUUCUGGCUUUAAUCCCAAUGCUGGAAAAUUUCUAAAAAAAUGGUGUAGAGAAGCAGGCUUUGACGUCAACAAUACCAAAAAAUUCAAUUAUAAUUUAGGAAAUUGGUUUUUCACCCAAAGAGAGGAUAUUAAAUGGUGGGGUUUAACUUGGGCUGAUAGAGUAGUCAAUUCUGGUUUUGCGAAAAAGCUUUUGGAAGAUAAACAACUUGGUGUAACUGAAAAUGACCUACAAUAUUUAUCUGACGGCUGGAAGAAAUGGACAGAUGAAGAAGAUGCUCUUUUUAUUGUUGAUCAUGGUGAAGUAAUUUAUUUCAAAUAA
Messenger RNA from Ascoidea rubescens DSM 1968, 861 nucleotides. Its product is annotated as class I SAM-dependent methyltransferase. The transcript has a single exon. The coding region runs from base 1 to 861 and encodes 286 amino acids. Gene Ontology annotation, molecular function: methyltransferase activity. NCBI's taxonomy places the organism in Eukaryota, Fungi, Ascomycota, Saccharomycetes, Ascoideales, Ascoideaceae. The record is from RefSeq and is a predicted model, not a curated record.